CCGCGAUCAAUCAUCAACGCGGUCUUGAACAGACCAGGAACAGACUCCCACUAGUCGACGCCAAUAUCUACCCUCGAAUCCCAGUUCCAGGCAUGCGGAGUCUUCCAUUUCUCCGCUUUCUUCGACUCUCCCGACCCUUCACCACCAACACCAUGCCUCGUCUGAACCCUGCCUCCGAGGCGGCCAUUGAGCGUCUCCGCACAUUUCGGCCCCCGCCCACCAGCUACGAUCUGGUACCGCUGUCUCGUCGCGCAGCGGUCCUGCUCCUGCUGUAUGCUGACCCGCAAGGCGACCUGCGCGUUGUAUUGACCAUUCGGGCCAAGACGUUGAGUUCAUACGCCGGCCAAGCAGCCCUCCCCGGCGGCCGCGCCGACAGCCUCACGGAAACACCCUUCCAAACAGCCCGCCGCGAAGCCCACGAGGAGAUCGGCCUCCCCGACAACGACGCUCUCCUCCCGCGGCCUUUCCGCGUCGAGCACAUAUGCGAGAUUCCGUCCAGUCUCGCUCGCACGGAGCUCGUCGUGCGCCCCUGUGUGGCGCUACUGCAUGCUGUUGACCCUGUCACGGGCGAGACUACUGACCCUGAGGAGACGCUCAUCCCGCGGCUGGAUGCGCGCGAAGUUGCUGCUGUGUUUACGGCGCCUUUUGCGCAGUUCUUGCGCGCGACGGACGAUCCACGCUGGGGGAGUGACAAUCCUACUGAGUGGUAUCAAGGGGCGUGGACGGAGUGGCAUCGGGAGAAUUGGCGAAUGCACCAAUUCUUCGUCCCCAUCGACCCCAAAACAGUCGUCAAGCCGCGCUCCUCCAACCAAGCACAGCAAGAAGCAGCCUCCGCACUCGAGGAGAAAGAGCGCUCGGGAGCCGUCACGCGGUACCGAGUUUUCGGGAUGACGGCGCGCAUCUUGGUGGACGUGGCGCGGCUGGCGUACGCACGGGAGCCCGAAUUCGAGCACAACAGCCACUUCGGGGACGAGCGGCUGAUUGCGCAGCUGCGGGAGAUGGGGCGGCUGAGUCCGGCUCGGAAACGGGGAGAUGAGCUGACGAGGGAGGAUUUGGAGAUGGCGAGUCAGGUGGGGAUGAGGAGUGAGAAGUCGAAGCUGAGUUAG
This is a messenger RNA of Aspergillus candidus, 1106 nucleotides long. Its product is annotated as NUDIX hydrolase. Gene Ontology annotation, biological process: coenzyme A catabolic process. The transcript has 4 exons. Gene Ontology annotation, molecular function: acetyl-CoA hydrolase activity; coenzyme A diphosphatase activity. The record is from RefSeq and is a predicted model, not a curated record. The coding region runs from base 93 to 1106 and encodes 337 amino acids. Lineage: Eukaryota; Fungi; Ascomycota; Eurotiomycetes; Eurotiales; Aspergillaceae.